AUGAAAAAAUGGGAGAGUUCAGACUUUGAAGAAUCUGAGGACCAACCCCAAGAGGACUCCGGCCCAGACCUUGUGGAUGGAGACCCUAACUCCAGGCUAGCUGCAAACAAUCCCCACAGCCUCCCCAAGAACCAGAGCCAGCGAUUUGGGAAGUGUGACUGGGAGGGAGCUUCUGCCAUCGACUGUUCACAUGAAGAAGGCAAGUUGCCAUCCUGCCCAACCAUCAGAAUCAGUCCUGCUAUCAUCAUCCAGAGGUCUACGGAGGGCCCUACCUACUCCAGGCUGCUGCCCCAGAAUUCGGUCCACGUGGGGACCAAGAAGAACCUCCAGCUCUAUGAUCGCAGGAAGAUCUUUGAAGCUGUGGCCCAGAAUAACUGUGAGGAGCUGGAGAACCUGUUGCUCUUCCUGCAGAGGAGCAAGAAACACCUCAUGGACAGCGAGUUCAAAGACCCGGAGACGGGGAAGACCUGUCUGCUGAAAGCCAUGCUGAACCUGCACGACGGGCAGAACGACACCAUCCCCCUGCUCCUGGAGAUCGCCCGGCAGACCAACAGUCUGAAGGAGUUCGUCAACGCCAGCUACACGGAUAGCUACUACAGGGGCCAGACGGCGCUGCACAUUGCCAUCGAACGGCGGAACAUGGCUCUGGUGACACUCCUGGUGGAGAACGGGGCAGAUGUCCAGGCUGCAGCCAAUGGCGACUUCUUCAAGCAAACCAAAGGGCGACCCGGCUUCUACUUUGGUGAGCUGCCUCUCUCCCUGGCCGCGUGCACCAACCAGCUGGGCAUCGUGAAGUUCCUGCUGCAGAACUCCUGGCAGCGGGCGGACAUCAGCGCCAAGGACUCGGUGGGCAACACGGUGCUGCAUGCGCUGGUGGAGGUGGCUGACAACACGGCCGACAACACCAAGUUUGUGACGAGCAUGUACAAUGAGAUCUUGAUCCUGGGGGCCAAGCUCCACCCCACGCUGAAGCUGGAGGAGCUCACCAACAAGAAGGGGCUGACGCCGCUGUCUCUGGCUGCCAGGAGUGGGAAGAUCGGGGUCCUGGCUUACAUUCUGCAGAGGGAGAUCCGGGAGCCUGAGUGCAGGCACCUGUCCAGGAAGUUUACCGAGUGGGCCUACGGGCCUGUACACUCCUCGCUCUACGACCUGUCCUGUAUCGACACUUGUGAGAACAACUCGGUGUUGGAGGUGAUCGCCUACAGCAGCAGCGACACACCUAAUCGCCAUGACAUGCUCUUGGUGGAGCCACUGAACCGACUCCUGCAGGACAAGUGGGACCGAUUUGUCAAGCGGAUCUUCUACUUCAACUUUUUUGUCUACUGCUUGUACAUGAUCAUCUUCACCACGGCAGCCUACUACAGGCCUGUGGGAGGCUUGCCUCCUUUUGAACUGAAACACACUGUUGAAGACUAUUUCCGAGUCGUUGGAGAGAUUCUUUCGGUACUGGGGGGAGUCUACUUUUUUUUCCGUGGGAUUCAGUAUUUUCUGCAGAGGCGGCCGUCACUGAAGUCCUUGUUUGUGGACAGCUACAGUGAGAUGCUAUUCUUUGUGCAGUCACUGUUUAUGCUGGGAACUGUGGUGCUGUACUUCAGCCACUGCAAGGAGUAUGUGGCCUCCAUGGUGUUCUCCCUGGCCAUGGGCUGGACCAACAUGCUCUACUACACCCGCGGCUUCCAGCAGAUGGGCAUCUAUGCUGUCAUGAUUGAGAAGAUGAUCCUGAGAGACCUGUGUCGCUUCAUGUUCGUCUACCUCGUUUUCUUGUUCGGGUUUUCCACAGCUGUGGUGACGCUGAUUGAGGAUGGGAAGAAUACCUCGGAGGAUGGGAAGAAUACCUCGGUGGUGGUGGUGGACACCGCCCCGUCGUUCAGGCGAGGGACUGGAUGCCGGUCCCCCAACAGCAACUACAACAGCCUGUACUUCACAUGCCUGGAGCUUUUCAAGUUCACCAUUGGCAUGGGGGACCUGGAGUUCACGGAGAACUAUGACUAUAAGGCUGUUUUCAUCAUCUUGCUCCUGGCUUACGUGAUCCUCACCUACAUUCUCCUGCUCAACAUGCUCAUUGCCCUCAUGGGCGAAACUGUCAACAAGAUCGCGCAGGAAAGCAAGAACAUCUGGAAGCUGCAGAGAGCCAUCACCAUCCUGGACACGGAGAAGAGCUUCCUUAAGAGCAUGAGGCGGGCCUUCCGUUCAGGCAAGCUGUUGCAGGUGGGGUACACACCUGACGGCAAGGACGACUACAGGUGGUGCUUCAGGGUGGACGAGGUGAACUGGACCACCUGGAACAAUAAUGUGGGCAUCAUCAAUGAAGACCCAGGCAACUGUGAGGGUGUCAAGCGCACCCUGAGCUUCUCCCUGCGGUCAGGCAGAGUUUCAGGGAGAAACUGGAAGAACUUUGCCCUGGUUCCUCUUUUAAGAGAUACAAGUACCCGAGAAAGACAACCUGCUCAGCCGGAGGAAGUUCAGCUGAGGCACUUUGCAGGGUCCCUCAAGCCAGAAGAUGCUGAGCUCUUCAAGGAUCCUGCUACUUUAGGGGAGAAGUGA
Molecule: messenger RNA, 2544 nt
Organism: Sorex araneus (European shrew)
Lineage: Eukaryota; Metazoa; Chordata; Mammalia; Eulipotyphla; Soricidae
Gene: TRPV1
Product: transient receptor potential cation channel subfamily V member 1
Exons: 15
Coding region: 1-2544 (847 amino acids)
Biological process (GO): calcium ion import across plasma membrane
Cellular component (GO): membrane
Molecular function (GO): calcium channel activity; protein binding
Source: RefSeq, a predicted model, not a curated record